Molecule: messenger RNA, 1341 nt
Organism: Aspergillus heteromorphus CBS 117.55
Lineage: Eukaryota; Fungi; Ascomycota; Eurotiomycetes; Eurotiales; Aspergillaceae
Exons: 1
Coding region: 1-1341 (446 amino acids)
Biological process (GO): regulation of DNA-templated transcription
Molecular function (GO): DNA-binding transcription factor activity, RNA polymerase II-specific; zinc ion binding
Source: RefSeq, a predicted model, not a curated record
AUGGGCGGCGAGGGACUGCCCCCCACCUCCGAGACGGUCGCAUAUCCGUCAGCCAAGCGAUAUGCCUGCGAUCGCUGUCGCUCCCACAAGCUGCGCUGCCCACGCGAGAACCCGAGUGUCCAGCAGUCCUGUACCCGGUGCAUUCGGGCGGGUGCGGUGUGUGUGACCAGCGAUGCCAAACCCCUGGGACGACCGUCUCGGGGCGAUCCCCGGCCACUCCCGCCCGCCCCGGCCUCCCACGCCGCAAGGCACCCUUCCCCACCGGUUCCGCGCCGUCCGCAAAGUGUGGACAUGUCCACUUCUCAGCAUCCGACACCGGCAUGGGACCAUGGUCUGUAUCCUUGGAGCCAGUCGACGUUCCCGUCGCUCCCCCCGCUCGAUGACACACCCAUGCUAGAUGGACAGAUGGCCCUGUCGUUCCCACCGAUGGCCACAUAUACACCAGCCCUGACCUCUCCGGUGGCUUGGGUAGAUCCAGUGGAGUUCCAGAACCUCACGAGUGAGUCCACUCGGGAAACAUAUCCCAAGGAAGAGAUGGCUAUCAUACAACCGAGGGACCGGACAGAGGCCGUCCAGCGGCUGACGUCGCUGAGUGGCUCAUUAAAUGCCCUCAUAGACCACCUGAAUACCUUUUCAUGGGACACCGUGUUGGCCAGAAUUGCAUGCCCGAGCCCACCCGAUGGUACAACGAGUGAUUCUCAAAGGAACCCAUUCAAUGAGGCGUUGAAAGACACGGCCGAAUUCGUCGUCAUUCUUCAAGCCUUACAUCAGGGCCCUUCAACCCCUUCCCCUCACCCAGAACAGCGAGGAGUGAGCCCCAGAGGGCCCCAGGAAACAUCUACUAUCUCAACACCAAACACUGGGAGUGGCCAUUCCAACAUGUCGAGGGGAGGAAAUCAACCACGAAUUCCGCCCCUAUCCACGCCAAUAAUCCUCAUGGUCAUCGCGUGUCACAUGCAAAUUCUCCAAAUGUACGACUUCAUCUUCUCACAGAGCCAGGUGACUCUCCAAGCCAUGCCCGAGGAGGAUAUUGCGGGGUUUCGAAUGCUAGACGGGCUGCAGUUGGCUGGAAUACCGCUGUCCCAGGGCCAUCUCCAGCUGAAGAUCCUCAUCCAAGUGAUCGAACACCAGCUACACCAGAUAGAGCGACUGAUGGGAUUACCGGUGGAAUAUCGUGUAGCUGGCCGGAAUCAGUCCUACCCUGGUUUGCUUAGUAGCUCCGAGUCACUGGACUUGCUGCGCGCUUCUAUGAGCCAGACGGAAGGAGGCCACGGAAAAAGUGGCAUGCAGAGUAUUCUAUCACUCAAGGAGAGCAUGAGAAAAGUGCAGCAGAUGCUAUGA